Gracilinanus agilis (Agile Gracile Mouse Opossum) is the source of this 1141-nucleotide messenger RNA. Its product is annotated as interferon regulatory factor 4-like. The coding region runs from base 1 to 1074 and encodes 357 amino acids. The transcript is spliced from 6 exons. Gene Ontology annotation, biological process: immune system process; regulation of transcription by RNA polymerase II. The record is from RefSeq and is a predicted model, not a curated record. Gene Ontology annotation, molecular function: protein binding; RNA polymerase II cis-regulatory region sequence-specific DNA binding; DNA-binding transcription factor activity, RNA polymerase II-specific. Lineage: Eukaryota; Metazoa; Chordata; Mammalia; Didelphimorphia; Didelphidae. Gene Ontology annotation, cellular component: nucleus.
AUGGCAGAGCCAGGUGGCCCCUUGCGGCUCCGGGACUGGCUGGUGGCGCAGAUUGAAAGCGGACACUACCCUGGGCUCCGUUGGGAGAACCGAGAGAAGACGAUGUUCCGCAUCCCCUGGAAGCACGCGGCCAAGCAGGACUACAAGCAGCAGCAGGAUGCCGCGCUGUUUCGGGCCUGGGCCAUUUACAAAGGUAAAUACCAGGAGGGCACAGACAAAGCUGACCCAUCUGUUUGGAAAACCCGACUCCGCUGUGCCCUCAACAAGAGCACAGACUUCCAGGAAGUGGUUGAUCGGAGCCAACUGGACAUCUCUGAGCCCUACAAGGUCUACCAGAUCAUCUCUGAGGGGAUCCGCAACCUGGAGGAUGAGGAGCAGCAGGGUCAUCUGAGAACCCCCCAAGAUCUAUCAUCUGAGCCUCUCCAGAGGCCAGACCAGGCUGGCUCAGACUCAGCUCCUGAGGAGAUUGGCAAGGAAAGGAUUCCUAAGGGCUGCCUUCAGGUUCCCCCAGCCCCCUGCUUUACCAGUCCAAAGGCUGAGCCUGGGUACCAAGUGACAGGCACGUUUUACGGUUGGGACCCUUCACAGAGUCGCCUUCCCCCAAGCCUAACAUCCUUGGAGGAUGUCAGCAACUCUGACUGCUGGCUCCAUGUCCGUCUGUACUACCGAGAUGUCCUGGUGAAGGAGGCUAUUGCUUACACUGCCGAGGGCUGCCGUUUGACCACCCGGCCUGUGCCAAUGGACAGCCCACACCUCUAUGGCCCUGCCAGGCUGGAGCAGAUCCAAUUUCCAUCACCUCACUCUCUGCCAGGGGCCAGUCCACCUGUCACCCAGAUCUUGGAGCGUCUCUUGCCUCACCUGGACAAGGGAGUCCUGCUUUGGGUAGCUCCUGAGGGGGUCUUUGCGAAGAGGCAGUGCCAGGGUCGGGUUUACUGGAGAGGCCCUCUGGCACCCCACUGUGACCAGCCCAACAAAUUGGAAAGGGAGAAGACCUAUAAGCUGUUGGACACCCAGCUGUUCCUGGAUCGUAAGAACCUGAUGGGGAAGACCUGGCAAGGAGCAAUUUGGGGCUAAUAGAGGGUUAAUGGUGUGAGAGGAGCACAGGGAGAUGAGGGUGCCUUUUGCAUAAAGUAAGAUCAGU